Drosophila bipectinata is the source of this 1385-nucleotide messenger RNA. RefSeq lists its product as uncharacterized. NCBI's taxonomy places the organism in Eukaryota, Metazoa, Arthropoda, Insecta, Diptera, Drosophilidae. The record is from RefSeq and is a predicted model, not a curated record. Gene Ontology annotation, molecular function: DNA binding; general transcription initiation factor activity. Gene Ontology annotation, biological process: DNA-templated transcription initiation.
ACUAUCCUAAUAUGUUUGACUACUAUCCUAAAACGACAAACGGCAGCCUCAACACUAGUGCCCUGUUGACUUUCAAUAAAAUGGAUUCAAUGGACAUUGAUGCCGAUCUAAACACUGUGAUCAUCGAGGAGGCGGAGAGCGAGGAUAGCCGCAAGUCGGCCGCCUCCGAUCCAUCCUCACAGCAGCAGGAGUCGCAGCUGGAGAAGAAGCCGCUGAACCCAGAGGCGGAACCGAAGCCGGACGAGCCUUUGGAACUCACCCAACUUAGCAAUUCGAAUUCGGCUACCGCUACCCCUGGCCAGCCGACCGGCCCUGAAGAACCGCAUCCCGAACUGGACAUUGUCAUCAACAAUGUGGUGUGCUCCUUCAGUGUGCGUUGCCACCUGAAGCUGCGCGAAAUUGCCCUGAAAGGCGCCAAUGUGGAGUAUCGUCGGGAGAACGGAAUGGUGACCAUGAAGAUGCGUCAUCCCUAUACGACAGCCUCGAUCUGGUCCUCGGGCAGGAUCACCUGUACCGGUGCCACCUCAGAGCCACUGGCCAAAGUUGCAGCACGUCGGUAUGCCAGGUACCUGGGAAAACUGGGGUUUCCCACACGCUUUCAGAACUUUCGGAUUGUGAACGUCCUAGGCACCUGCAGCAUGCCUUGGGCCAUCAAGAUUGUCAACUUCUCGGAACGGCAUCGUGAGAAUGCCAGCUAUGAGCCGGAAUUGCAUCCGGGUGUUACCUACAAAAUUCUCGAUCCCAAGGCCACCUUAAAGAUCUUCUCAACCGGCAGCAUCACGGUGACAGCGGCUAGUGUCAAAAAUGUGGAGGCGGCUAUCCAGCAUAUUUAUCCGAUCGUUUUCGAGUUCCGGAAGCAACGUUCUGCCGAGGAAUGGCUACAUAUCCGCUCUAAACGACGGCAUUUCGUUGGUGCCGACCCCUCGGAACUCGAGGAGCUGAUCAUGAACGAGAACAAGGUGCCGGGCGAUAACAAUAUCGUUGUGAACACCCAGCCGGACCACGGGAAGUCUGAAAAGGAGGCAAGUGCCACGGCACUGUCCACCUCCCCGAUCAACAGUGUCCAGCGCUUGAAACAGUUCGAGAGCUAUGUUCUUGUGGAUAACCAGACGCAGGACGGGCGCCGCCACAUACCCUUCCAUGAUGACUCAUCCGCCAAGUCGUCCCCAACGGCGGCGGGGACAGCCUCGUCAUCCUCUAGCGGGGACAAUAUUUGUGCCAAUGCCCGUCGCCGUGCCACCGAGUACUGGGCCAGCAAGCUGGAGAACAAGCGGACGCGCUACAACAUAGCCAGUCCGGAGCCGGCGACAUCGUCCUCCGGCAUUACCGUUGUAGGCAAUCCCAGCCAGGGCACGCCACUGGCACCAGCGGCAAGAUUCCAGUGA